Molecule: messenger RNA, 1200 nt
Organism: Mollisia scopiformis
Lineage: Eukaryota; Fungi; Ascomycota; Leotiomycetes; Helotiales; Mollisiaceae
Product: DHS-like NAD/FAD-binding domain-containing protein
Exons: 4
Coding region: 1-1200 (399 amino acids)
Molecular function (GO): NAD+ binding
Source: RefSeq, a predicted model, not a curated record
AUGGCUGAUUCUUCCCCAAAGGUUGCAGAAGCAGAACGCAUCGAGUCACCUGAUGCCAUAGACCUCAAAGCACAAACCCUUGUCGACCAAAUCAAGAAAAGCAAACACUUCAUCGCUUUCACAGGAGCAGGUGUCUCUACUUCUGCCGGUAUCCCCGAUUUCCGAGGCCCGGAAGGAGCAUGGACCCUCAGGGCUCAAGGAAGACAGAGGACGGGAAAGACUGUUAGCACUCUACAGGCUAUUCCAACGCCUACUCAUAUGGCACUUGUGGAUCUUCAGAAUCGAGGGAUUUUGAAGUACUUGCUUAGUCAGAAUUGUGACGGCUUGCACAGGAAGAGCGGGAUCACGUCUGAUCGGAUAUCUGAGCUACACGGUAACAGCAAUCGUGAGUCAUGCAAAGAUUGUGGUAAAGAAUACAUUCGAGAUUUCCGAGCUGUCGCUACCUACGAAAAAACCGUCCACGAUCAUCGCACUGGGCGAAAAUGCGCUUGUUGUGGCGGCGUUCUGCUCGACAGUAUCGUAAAUUUCGGGGAUUUUCUGCCUGUUGAAGUACUCGAACGUGCUCGCAGCAAUGCCAAACGUGCGGAUCUUUGCUUGGUUCUCGGAUCCUCCCUCACUAUACCUCCCGCAAGCGGUAUUCCUGAGAUAGUUGGCAAGAGGAAAGGUGGCAAGUUAGCCAUCUGCAAUCUUCAGAGUACACCUAUCGAUGGACUUGCAGAUGUCCGCAUCUUCUCGAAAGCGGAUGAUUUGAUGAUUCGCAUCAUGGAGAAGCUGGAUAUCCCUAUCCCGCCGUUCAUCUUGCAUCGUCGCUUGAUGGUCGAUUUCACAUCAAAAGAUGAGCGACAUCAAUUGAAAGUCUAUGGCGUCGAUGAAGAUGGUACUCCUGCCACGUUCCUUCAAUCCGUCAAGCUUGAGUACAACAGACGUUUGCUGAAGUCCGAGCCAUUUGUAUUCAACUUUCGAGGUGCCAUGGAUCUUGGGCUGAAACUGAAGCUUGAGCUAGAAUUCAUGAGACAUUAUGGCGAGCCUAAUUUGGACAUUGUCUGCGAGGCUCACGAAGGUGGAGAUGAACAAACUCUAUAUCUCCUCGACUACGAUCCGGUGACUGGCGAGUGGAAGACCAGCAAGCAGCGUGGUCAAGCAAAUAGUGAUGGAGAUGAUGCCAAGGAGGUGAUAGAUCUUACCGACGAUACCCUUUGA